Messenger RNA from Salmo salar (Atlantic salmon), 2215 nucleotides. Its product is annotated as fibrinogen beta chain. Gene Ontology annotation, molecular function: signaling receptor binding; extracellular matrix structural constituent; protein-macromolecule adaptor activity. The record is from RefSeq and is a predicted model, not a curated record. Gene Ontology annotation, cellular component: fibrinogen complex. Gene Ontology annotation, biological process: fibrinolysis; platelet aggregation; protein polymerization. NCBI's taxonomy places the organism in Eukaryota, Metazoa, Chordata, Actinopteri, Salmoniformes, Salmonidae.
AGAGGGAGAGGGAGAGAGAGAGAGGGAGGUUCUUCCGGCUUAGGACAGGUAUAAAUAUGGCUGUGUCCUCCACUGAAAUCAGUUCACCUUCAAAGGCAGAAACUUUUUGUUUGAGACACCACCAUCUAACGCCAACAUGAAGUGGCUACUGCUGCUCUGCCUGUGUGUCUAUGCUGUCCAUUGUCAAGACGAUUAUGACGAAUAUGACCAGGGGGAUAAAACAGAUCCCAAAAAAGUGGUAGACGCUCGCGGCCACCGUCCCUUGUCCAGAGGGAGUGAGACCUACACCCCUGCCCGCAACAACCCCCCUCCCGUCAGCGGCGGCAGCCAAUACCGUGGGCGACCUACGGCGGCUCCCGCCAGAGCCAUGGCACAGGAGAAGGAUGAGCAACCGGAAGCUGGGGGGUGUACACAUGCCUCAGAACAAAUGGGGGUGCUGUGUCCUACGGGCUGUGAGCUGAAGACAGCCAUGCUGAAACAAGAGAGGAACGUGAAAGAUGAAGUGAGGAAGAUGCAGAAAGAUGUUGACGACCUGUCGAGAUCCUCUAACACCAUCUAUAACUACGUAGACGGCAUGUCCUCAGCACUGAGAGAGAGACAACUAGUCAGCAAUGAGAAUGGUGACCUGGUGAGUCAGUACACGGACAGUCUGGAGUCCCAGCAUGCCUUUGCAAAGGAGGCUAUAGACACAGUCUUCCCCUCUAACAUUAGGAUUCUUCAAGGGGUCCUUGAGAAGAUCAGGUUGAAGAUUCAGAGAGUGGAGAAGGCUAUCCUGGCCCAAAGGGAGGAAUGCAAGGAGCCAUGCACUGUCUCCUGCCCCAUACCUGUUGUAUCUGGUAAGGAGUGUGAGGACAUCUUCAGGAAAGGAGGAAGGGAUUCUGGGAUGUAUCUGGUCCAGCCUGACUCCUUCUACCAGCCCUACAAGGUCUACUGUGACCAGACCACACAGAAAGGAGGCUGGACCACUAUUCAGAACAGGAAGGAUGGUUCUGUUGACUUUGGCCGGCGUUGGGACAACUACCGCAGUGGUUUCGGGAAUAUCGCCUUCGACGUCGGAAAGGGACAUUGCAACACUCCAGGGGAGUACUGGCUGGGUAACGACCGCAUCAGUCAGCUGACCAAGCAGGGACCUACUGAGGUCCUCAUGGAGAUGGAGGAUUGGUCUGGCAACAAGGUCCACGCCCAGUACAAACAGUUUACCAUACAGGGCGAGACGUCCAACUACAUACUGGCGAUCAAUGGGUAUUCAGGAACGGCCGGUAACGUGAUGCUGGACGGAGCUAUGUCGCUGUUUGGAGAGAACCGGACCAUGACCAUCCACAAUGGAAUGAUGUUCAGCACCUACGACAGAGACAACGAUAACUGGACUCCAGGUGAUCCGUCCAAACAGUGCUCCCGUGAGGACGGCGGUGGCUGGUGGUACAACAGGUGUCACUCAGCCAAUCCCAACGGCCGUUACUACUGGGGCGGGGCUUACACGCGGUACAUGGCAAAACACGGGACGGAUGACGGCAUGGUGUGGAUGAACUGGAAGGGAUCCUGGUACUCUCUCAAAGCCAUCUGCAUGAAGAUCAGGCCAUACUUUGCCUCGCGGUAGACACACAGGGACACACACAGGGACACACACAGGGACACACACAGACACACCGAGAGACACAGGAAGUGACCUUUAGCUGAGGUCCUACGAGGUCCGUAUCCUGCUGAUUUUCUUUUCUACCUGAUAAUUAACUGCACCCGCCUGGUAGUCCCAGGUCUAAAUCAGCCCCUGACUUUAGAGGGGAACAAUGAAAACAAGCGUAUGUUCAUACUGUAUGUGAGAGCCAACAGAGAGAAGCACACAGUUUCCCCCAAUGUGUCAAUCAUAAUCUCAUCUAAAUCUCUGAAACACUAAAGGAAACGUAUAAUGACUUCAAUAGGGCUUUUAAAAGACACUACAGAGGAACAAAUGGUGCAUGACGCAAGAGAAAAAGAGAGAAAGGAUGUUGUUGUUUGAGUUGUUUCAAACCUGAAACUUAUGUCUUAUUUUUAUUUUAAAGUUGAACAGAGAAAAGCCAAGUAAAAUGAUGGAGUUUAAAACAAGAUAAAAAAAAACAUUAUAUGUGUUGUCGCUGUGUGAUGUGAUUGUGUGCUUUGGGACAUAUAUAUAUAUAUAUAUAUAUAUAUGAACAGAAGACUGUCCCUUACGUUACUCAAUAAAAACAUAUUGUGGAACUUA